Molecule: messenger RNA, 1929 nt
Organism: Adineta ricciae
Lineage: Eukaryota; Metazoa; Rotifera; Eurotatoria; Adinetida; Adinetidae
Source: the annotation of a GenBank genome assembly
AUGGGUUGCCAUACAUCACAUGUAAAUUUAUCUCCAAUAGCAACUACAAUGAAUGAUCAAGAAAUAAAAAUUCAGUUCAAAAAUUUGGAAAUGUUUAUACUUCUAUGGGUUGAUGAAAAUCUUCACUAUGAAAGUCAAUUUCGUCAAAUAAUCAAUCAAAUAAAAACGUUUGAAGAUCCAUCAGAAUGUCAAAAAUAUCUUGAAGAUGAAUCAAUGAAAAUGAAUAAAUAUGUUGUGAUCAUAUCUGGAAGUGCAAAAACACGACAAUUGAUAAUGCAUUUCCAUGAUUUACAACAAAUAACAAGUUGUUAUGUUUUUUGCCAAGAAAAUUUAGUUAAAUUAAAUCAACAAUGGGCACAGAAUUUCUCUAAAAUAAAAGGAGUUUUUAAUAACAUUGAUGAUCUUCAUCUUACUCUAUCCAAUGACCAAAAAUGUCGUGAACAAAUCGAUGAAUCUGCCUUACCAGUUCAGAUCUAUAAUCGAAAUUCAUCUCUUCAAUCACGUAAUGCUUUCUUUCUUUAUUUUCAUUUAUUUAUUGAUGUUUUAUUUGAAAUGACUAAUACUGAAAAUGAUCACAUCAGAUUAAAACAAGAUUUUAUUAAAAUAUGUCGAGAAAAUUAUCAAAACAAUGCACAAGAAUUAGCAAUUCUCAAUGAAUUUAAUGAAACAUAUAUAAAAGAGAAAGCUAUUUGGUGGUAUACGAGAGAAUCGUGUAUUUAUCGUUUAUUAAACAAAGCACUUCGAUUACAAGAUAUUUCUACAUUGUUUUUGAUGAGAUUUUUUAUUAAAGAUUUAUAUUCGGAAUUAUUACAUGAAUAUAAUCACAAUUUAGAAGUUGCUUUGCAAUAUGUUUAUCGUGGUCAAGCAAUUGAUGUUCAGGAAGUGAAGUUGAUCCGUGAAAAUCUGGGUGAAUUUCUUAGUUUUAAUAGUUUUUUAUCAGCAAGUGAAGAUCGUCAAAUCUCAAUGAAUUUUGCUAAACGAAUUCCAAUUACAUCGGACUUAACAGCGAUUCUCUUCGAAUUUGAAUUGAAUAAACAAAUAAAAAAUACUCGUCCAUAUGCAAAAAUCCAACAUCUUAGUUAUUUUAGUGAAGAAAAUGAAAUUCUAAUUGGAUUAGGAUCGAUAUUUGAAAUCAAAGAAAUCUUCUAUGAUGAAAAUGAACACAUUUGGAUAUGUCAAAUGUCUUUAUCAUCUGAAGAUAAUUAUCAAUUGAAAGAUAUAUUACAACGAGAUAAACUGAAUAUUGGUAAUGAUUGUACAUCACUUGGAUAUUUAUUAUAUCAAAUGGGUGAUACAAAUAAAGCAAAAGAAUAUUUUAAUCAAUUAUUAUUGAAUUCUCAAACAUUAACAUUCGAAGAAAUUGCAAGUUGUUAUCGUGGUCUUGCAGGAGUUGGUAGAGCUGAAAAUGAUUAUAAGAUUUCUUUAGAAUAUCAUUUGAAAGAAUUGGACAUUUAUCAAAAAAUAAUUCCACCAGUUCCUUUGUUUUACAUUGGUGAUUGUUAUCGUUGUAUUGGAAAUAUCUAUCGAAAUCUGAAUGAUCUUGAUCAGGCACUUUCUUAUCAAGAAAAAGCAUUAGAAUUAUUACCGGAAGAUCAUCCAUCUUAUCCGGAUAUUUAUUCAAAUAUAGCGCAAAUUUAUCAAGAUCAAGAUAAAACUGAUCUUGCACUCGAAUAUUUUCAAAAAUGUAUAUCGAAACAAGAAAUUCUUUUACCUAAAGAUCAUCCACAUAUUGGAUCAACAUAUGCAAAUAUUGGUAUUAUGUAUAUGAAUCUGUUUGAUUCUCGACAAGCAAUUUUUUAUUAUGAAAAAGCGAGAAAUAUUUUAGUAAAAUCACGUCCAUUAAAUCAUUCAGAUAUUUUACAAUUAGAAGGUUUUAUUCAAUUAUGUCAAGAAAGAUUAGCAUGGGAAGAACAACAAAUACAUCAAUAA